AUGUGUAGUACAUUAACAACUUGGCCAUAUUUCAUUCUAGAGACGCAUUUGUAGAUACUAAGGAGAAACAGUGAGUUUGAUUUUUGAUCACGAAGACCUGCCGGGAACAAAGUUGACUAAGGAUUUCAUAGGCGCCACCUAAUGCGGCUCUGGCUUCGCGACCCUGAAAAUGACUGGCCGACACCAAGCUUACUGCAACACCGUUGGGACAAGUUAUAUAAGCAUCUAAAUCCCGAAAAAUCGGUCCUUCCCCUUGAGCCCUUUAUUCGUAGCGCAGGAAAUAAAAGCCCUUAG
Messenger RNA from Hymenoscyphus albidus, 294 nucleotides. The record is from the annotation of a GenBank genome assembly. NCBI's taxonomy places the organism in Eukaryota, Fungi, Ascomycota, Leotiomycetes, Helotiales, Helotiaceae.